Cokeromyces recurvatus is the source of this 1775-nucleotide messenger RNA. RefSeq names its product diphthamide biosynthesis protein 2. The coding region runs from base 34 to 1704 and encodes 556 amino acids. The transcript is spliced from 5 exons. Gene Ontology annotation, biological process: protein histidyl modification to diphthamide. NCBI's taxonomy places the organism in Eukaryota, Fungi, Mucoromycota, Mucoromycetes, Mucorales, Mucoraceae. Gene Ontology annotation, molecular function: 2-(3-amino-3-carboxypropyl)histidine synthase activity. The record is from RefSeq and is a predicted model, not a curated record.
GGAAAACAUAUUUCUUUUUCCUAAUAUUAAUAAAUGUCAAACGUUGCAAUAGGGGCUACUAACUUUGCCGAUGAUGGUAAAGAUGUCAUUCAACGAACUAUUGAAACAAAAAGUGAAAAGCAUGAUCAGAUAAAUGAAUUAUAUGAGAUUGAUCGUACAGUUCAACACAUUAUAAAAGGUGGCUUCAAACGUAUUGCUCUUCAAUUUCCUGAUGAAUAUUUAGCUGAUGCAGCUGCUGUUGCUGAAAUCCUACGCAAUCAUACUAAUCAGCAGAUAUUUGUCUUGGCAGAUACAUCCUAUGGUAGCUGUUGUGUAGAUGAAGUGGCUGCUGAACAUGUCAAUGCUGAUUUGAUUGUUCAUUAUGGACGAUCAUGUUUAAGUCCUACUUCUCGUUUACCAGUUUUAUAUGUAUUCGGUCAACAACCACUAGAUAUUCAACAUAUUCAGACAGAAUUCGAAGGAUUGUUUCCUGAUAGAUCACAAUCUAUUAUUAUGAUGUGCGAUGUUGAAUAUUCUUACGCAAUGAAAGAUUUAGUUGAGAAAUUAUCAACAAACUACAAAAACCUUAUUCCGACUAUUAUUCAGACUGAAUCUAAAUUACAACAUACAUUGAAUGAUGAGUCAUCAAAUAAGCCAUCCCAUCAUGACUCCAGUAAUAGCACUAAUAAUAAUUGUUGUGGAAAAUGCAACAAAAAUUUUGAGGAUGAAUUUGAUGGGGAUGAGGAUGAGGAUGAUCAUUAUGAUUCCUUUUUAGAUCCUGCUAAACCUGCUGAUAUAGAAGAGUUGAAAGCAGAAAAGAAAAGGGGUGGUCGUUAUUUCGAAUUACCUAAAGAUGUUCCUCUUGAAUCAUGCUCUAUUUUUUUUGUGGGUGCAGAAAGUCUAACAUUAACCAAUAUUCUAAUGGUCUAUAAUAAAUGCCCACUUUACACUUAUAAUCCUAAAUCAAAAGAAACAAGAAAGGAAACAGUGGCUGUUAAUCGUAUGUUGAUGAAGCGUUAUUUCCUUGUACAGAAAGCUAAGGACGCCAACACAAUUGGUAUUGUCGUAGGCACAUUAGGCGUCGCUUCUUAUUUAAAUAUCAUUGAUCAUUUAAAGCGAAUUAUAAAGGCAUCAGGUCGAAAGGCUUAUUUCUUUGUGAUGGGCAAAUUAAAUAUAGCUAAAAUGGCUAAUUUUAUGGAAGUAGAUUGUUAUGUAUUAGUAUCCUGUCCUGAAAACAGUUUAAUUGAUUCUAAGGAAUUCUAUCGACCUAUCGUUACGCCUUUUGAAUUAGAACUCGCUCUAGUGAAGGGAAUGGAAUGGACAGGGAAUUAUAUCACAGACUUUUCAAAACUUUUACCUCAAUUACGUACAGAUAACUUUACUUAUGAUGAUGAAGAAACAGAAAACGACGAUGCUGAAGAUGUUUCAAGUGAUGAAGAGCGUCACUUUUCUUUAGUUACUGGACAAUAUGUUUCAGGACCAUUUAAUAGUAAAGUUCACAAGAAAGGGGAUGGUGAAAUCAUUACAAGUAAAUUAACAGAUUUAACACUAAGAAGUAAAGAGACCGACAUAUCUGUACUCCUAAAUAGUACAGCAGGUGAAUAUCUGAAGAAUAGAACAUUUAGAGGUUUAGAAGCUAAUAUUGGACAAGAUGAAGCAGCUGAAGUGCAGGAAGGCCUUUCAGGCAUUGCAAGAGGUUAUGCAAAAGAAAAACAAAACUUAUAAACAAACAAACAAAAAAAAAAGUUUAUUUUCGAUAAUAAUAAAAGCUUAUGUUGUUUUUGAUUUCUUUGUUA